GGCCGUUGGGCUACCCCCUAUCCACAGUCACACACACACACACAGCGGCGGGGCGGGCAACAUGGCGGCCUCUAUCUCCCCGCUACGCUCCUCCUACAGGAUUUGUAACAGUCUGUCCUUCCACCACUACCGAGCCAAACUGCGGAUGCACAGAAAGUGCGAGAGCCAGAGAAGACAUCUCCAUGCGUCAGUCACCAGGCAUGCUGCAGUGGUGGUGUCAGGGACAGAGAUGGCACGUCAGAUUCACAGAGAGAUUCAGAGGGAGGUGGAGGAGCUGGUCACCGGCGGCAACAUGAGACCCCACCUGGGUGUGGUGUUGGUUGGGGACGACCCGGCUAGUCGCACCUACGUCAGGAACAAGACCAGAGCUGCUAGUAUACUGGGUAUCUCUAGUGACACGGUGGUGAAACCUACCUCUGUCUCUCAGGAUGAAUUACUGGAGCUGAUAGAUAAGAUGAACAGAGACUGGAAGGUCUCAGGCCUGCUGGUACAACUACCUCUACCAGGGCACAUCAAGGAGCGUGCUGUGUGUAACGCCAUAGCUCCAGAGAAGGACGUGGAUGGAUUCCACAUCGUCAACAUAGGGAAGCUGUGUCUGGGCCAGACGUCUAUGGUGCCUGCUACACCUGCUGCUGUGUGGGAGAUCAUCAGGAGAACAGGUAUCGAGACAGUGGGGAAGAACGUGCUGGUGGCCGGACGCUCUAAGAAUGUAGGUUUGCCCAUCGCCAUGCUGCUUCACACAGACCGCAACCACCAACGCCCUGGAGGUGAUGCCACGGUAACCAUCGCCCACAGGUGCACCCCCAGAGAGCAGCUGAAGGAACUGACCCGUCUGGCCGACAUCGUCAUCGCAGCUGCAGGUGUGCCUGGGCUGAUCACAGUAGACAUGGUGAAGGAGGGGGCAGCGGUUAUCGAUGUGGGUAUUAACCGUGUCCAGGACCGGACCACAGGGAAACUACGGCUGGUGGGCGACGUGGACUUCGAAGGGGUGAAGGAGAAGGCGGGGUUUAUCACGCCAGUUCCUGGAGGGGUGGGGCCUAUCACGGUCGCAAUGCUGAUGAAGAACACUGUUGCUGCUGCCAGAUACGCACUGACGCACUGACACACACACACACACACACACACACACACACACACACACACACACACACACACUGAAACACACUGACACACACACACACUGAAACACACUAAAAAACACACACACACACACUAAAACUCACACACAAUGAAACAGAUGCUGAGACACACUGACACACACACACUGGAACACACUGACACACACACACACACACACACUAAAACUCACACACAAUGAAACAGAUGCUGAGACACACACUCCAAGUAGAGCCAUACCAAGCACGUUAAAACACUCCGCACAUCCAGGGGUGUUUGUUGCUUUUUUUCAUGUGUUUUAGUUUUUUAUUCAAGUUAUUUAAAGUUAUUUAUUUUGAAGCUCUUUAUUUGAGAGUUUUUAUGUGUGUGUUUUUUUCUACCGAAGCCGUUUAGUGUUUAACGUUAAUGAAAAAUAUUGCGGCUGGUUCAACUGGAAGAACAAAACAAACAAUAAAACUCUCUAACCUGGUGA
Messenger RNA from Oncorhynchus tshawytscha (Chinook salmon), 1588 nucleotides. It is a transcript of the gene mthfd2l, whose product is annotated as methylenetetrahydrofolate dehydrogenase (NADP+ dependent) 2 like. The transcript is spliced from 8 exons. The coding region runs from base 62 to 1102 and encodes 346 amino acids. The record is from RefSeq and is a predicted model, not a curated record. Gene Ontology annotation, biological process: tetrahydrofolate interconversion. Gene Ontology annotation, cellular component: mitochondrion. NCBI's taxonomy places the organism in Eukaryota, Metazoa, Chordata, Actinopteri, Salmoniformes, Salmonidae. Gene Ontology annotation, molecular function: methylenetetrahydrofolate dehydrogenase (NADP+) activity; methylenetetrahydrofolate dehydrogenase (NAD+) activity; methenyltetrahydrofolate cyclohydrolase activity.